Cicer arietinum (chickpea) is the source of this 977-nucleotide messenger RNA. RefSeq names its product transcription factor bHLH104-like. The record is from RefSeq and is a predicted model, not a curated record. Gene Ontology annotation, molecular function: protein dimerization activity; DNA-binding transcription factor activity. Gene Ontology annotation, biological process: regulation of DNA-templated transcription; intracellular iron ion homeostasis. Lineage: Eukaryota; Viridiplantae; Streptophyta; Magnoliopsida; Fabales; Fabaceae.
AUUAUUGUUGUUAUUGCGUAGGCAAUGUUGAAGGUUAUUAUUAUUCUGAGAUAGAGCGGUUUUGUACAUUACAGUGAAAACCAAUCGCCAAUGGAUUCGAUAGAGUUAUUAGAAGACAGCGCUUCUUGGGAUUUUCUCGAUUACUCUUUCAUCGAUCCUCCUCCCACCGAUUUCCUUUGGUCCAAUUCAAGUUUGAGCACGGAAAUCGACAUUCCAAGUGGUGUCGUCGCAUGUCAAGAAGAGAAUACCAGGAAGAGGGGACGCACUGAAUCAUGCUACAAGGCAGGAACAAAAGCUUGCCGUGAGAAAUUGCGGAGGGAGAAACUCAAUGAAAGGUUUUGUGAUUUGAGUGCUGUUUUGGAACCCGGGAGACCUGUGAGAACAGAUAAACCUGCUAUACUUGACGAUGCUAUCAGAGUCUUGAGCCAACUCAAAACUGAAGCUCAGGAACUCAAAGAAGCAAAUGAAAAAUUAGUAGAGGAAAUAAAAUGUUUGAAGGCAGAGAAAAUCGAACUCCGCGAAGAGAAACUUGUUCUGAAAGCUGACAAAGAAAAGAUUGAGAAGCAGUUGAAAACUUUGCCUAUUUCACCAGCAGGGUUUAUGCCUCCUCCUAUGGCUGCUUAUCAAGCAAGGAUGAACAAGAUGGCUGUUUAUCCAAACUACGGCUAUAUCCCGAUGUGGCAAUAUCUUCCUCAUUCCGCUCGCGAUACAUCCCAAGAUCAUGAGCUCAGGCCUCCUGCUGCUUAGUUUCUGGUGUUACUACCCUCUGGAUGAUUUAUCAUUCAUCAUUUUGACAACAUUGUCCUAGUAAUUGACAUGUAAAUUGCCAUUGCUUCAAAUUUUCUGUUUUCUAAUAUGAAAACAUAGGCUUUACAAUUUCCAACCUAUGUUGGUUCCAACUUCCAAGUGUCAAAUAGAAUCUCUCCUUAAAUAAAGUCAUUUUUGUGAAUAAAAUUAAAGGUAAAUUUAAUUUCUUA